AUGGGAAACCUCACACACCCUGCAGAAUUCAUCCUGAUGGGCUUUUCAACUACAAGGGAGUUGCAGAAAAUUCUGCUUCCACUGUGUCUAGCACUAUACCUACUAAUGAUAGCUGGGAAUGCUUCUAUCGUGGCCAUGAUCAGUUUUGAUUUCCGGCUUCACACCCCCAUGUACUUUUUCCUGUGUAAUUUCUCUCUGGCAGAGAUGCUGGUUACAUCCACUGUGGUUCCCAGAAUGCUGGUGGGUUUAAUGACUGAAAGGGAUACCAUCCCCUUUGGGGAAUGCUUGACUCAAUUUUACUUCUACUUUUCCUUGGGGACCGCAGCAUUCCUCCUUAUGGCGGUAAUGUCAAUUGACCGCUACGUAGCUAUAUGCCAUCCCCUCCGCUACUCGGCCAUCCUGACUGAUAAUGUCUGCCUCCAAUUGGCUUCUGGCACAUGGGCAACUUCCUUCUUUUCCAUGAUCCUACCAGCUGUUUUCAGGGCCAAGCUGCCAUUUUGCCACUCCAACCAGAUUGAUCAUUUCUUCUGUGACAAUGCGCCGCUGCUCAAGCUUUCCUGUUCAGACACACACCUCAUCGAGCUCUGGGAUUUCUUCCUUGCUGUUCUCUUUGUCUUAAGCUCUUUCACAGUGACCGUUGCCUCCUACAUUGCCAUCAUCAUCACCAUUGUAAGGAUCCCAUCGGCUACUGGCCGUCAGAAAGCCUUCUCCACCUGUGCCUCACACUUCACCGUGGUUGUCAUUGGCUACAGCACCACCAUUUUCAUCUAUGUGAGGCCCAACAAAAACUACUCCACAGAAAUGAACAAAAUUAUAAUCCUGUUGACUGCUAUAGUGACCCCAUCUCUAAAUCCCUUCAUAUUUACCUUGAGAAAUGAGAAGGUCAAAGAGGUUUUUAGAGACUGGUUGGGGCUUCUAAGAAGUCUGUAG
Molecule: messenger RNA, 930 nt
Organism: Sphaerodactylus townsendi
Lineage: Eukaryota; Metazoa; Chordata; Lepidosauria; Squamata; Sphaerodactylidae
Product: olfactory receptor 6V1
Exons: 1
Coding region: 1-930 (309 amino acids)
Biological process (GO): G protein-coupled receptor signaling pathway
Cellular component (GO): membrane
Molecular function (GO): olfactory receptor activity; G protein-coupled receptor activity
Source: RefSeq, a predicted model, not a curated record